Messenger RNA from Prosopis cineraria, 2095 nucleotides. Its product is annotated as ATP synthase subunit beta, mitochondrial-like. Gene Ontology annotation, molecular function: ATP binding; proton-transporting ATP synthase activity, rotational mechanism; ATP hydrolysis activity. Gene Ontology annotation, biological process: proton motive force-driven mitochondrial ATP synthesis; proton transmembrane transport. The record is from RefSeq and is a predicted model, not a curated record. NCBI's taxonomy places the organism in Eukaryota, Viridiplantae, Streptophyta, Magnoliopsida, Fabales, Fabaceae.
UGUUUUACAUGUAGUUUCAUUUUUCACUGCCACUCACUCCGACGCCUCAAACCCUAGCGCACUCUUUCCAGUUCUCUCUCUGAAGCCUUCCCAAAAUGGCUUCACGCAGACUCGUAUCUUCUCUGAUUAGGUCUUCCCUUCGUCGAUCUUCGACUCAAUCUUCCAUUACCAGCUCUAGGCCUAGACUUUCUUCUUCGACUGUGUCCGGUCGUCCUUCUCCGUAUGGCUACCUCCUCAAGCGGGUCGCUGAGUACGCUACAUCUGCUGCAGCCGCUGCUGCCCCGCCUCCUCCGGCCAAGAAGGACGCGGGAAGUGGUGGUGGGAAGAUUGUUGAUGAGUUCACUGGCAAGGGUGCGAUCGGUCAGGUGUGCCAGGUCAUUGGUGCCGUCGUCGAUGUUAGAUUCGAGGAGGGAUUGCCUCCGAUCUUGACUGCCCUUGAGGUUAUGGACCAUUCGAUUCGAUUGGUGUUGGAGGUGGCUCAGCAUUUGGGGGAGAACAUGGUUAGGACUAUUGCUAUGGAUGGAACUGAAGGCGUUGUUAGAGGACAGCGCGUGCUCAACACUGGAUCGCCUAUUACCGUUCCUGUGGGUAGGGCUACCCUUGGGCGUAUCAUUAAUGUCAUUGGAGAGGCUAUUGAUGAGAAGGGUGAACUCAAAACUGAGCACUUCUUGCCAAUUCAUCGAGAAGCUCCUGCUUUUGUUGAGCAAGCAACUGAACAACAGAUCCUUGUUACAGGCAUUAAGGUUGUGGACCUGCUCGCACCAUACCAAAGAGGUGGAAAGAUUGGAUUGUUUGGCGGUGCUGGUGUAGGAAAAACUGUGCUCAUCAUGGAACUUAUUAACAAUGUUGCAAAGGCUCAUGGUGGUUUCUCUGUGUUUGCUGGUGUUGGUGAACGAACCCGAGAGGGUAACGACUUGUACAGAGAAAUGAUUGAGAGUGGUGUCAUUAAGCUUGGUGACAAGCAGAGUGAGAGUAAAUGUGCUCUUGUAUACGGUCAAAUGAAUGAGCCCCCUGGUGCUCGUGCCCGUGUUGGUCUGACUGGGCUUACAGUUGCUGAACACUUCCGAGAUGCUGAAGGGCAAGAUGUGCUUCUUUUCAUUGACAACAUUUUCCGCUUUACCCAAGCCAACUCAGAGGUGUCUGCUUUGCUUGGUCGUAUCCCUUCUGCUGUCGGUUACCAACCAACCUUGGCUACUGAUCUUGGAGGUCUUCAAGAGCGUAUUACAACCACCAAGAAGGGUUCAAUUACCUCUGUCCAAGCUAUUUAUGUGCCUGCUGAUGACUUGACAGAUCCGGCUCCUGCUACCACUUUUGCUCACUUGGAUGCUACAACUGUGUUAUCACGACAGAUCUCUGAGCUGGGUAUCUAUCCUGGUGACCCCUUAGAUUCUACUUCCCGUAUGCUUUCACCCCUUAUAUUGGGUGAGGAUCAUUACAAUACUGCUCGUGGUGUACAAAAAGUGCUUCAGAACUACAAGAAUCUUCAAGAUAUCAUUGCCAUUUUGGGAAUGGAUGAGCUUAGUGAAGAUGAUAAAUUGACUGUUGCUCGUGCACGUAAAAUCCAACGUUUCUUGAGCCAGCCUUUCCAUGUUGCUGAAGUCUUCACUGGUGCCCCUGGUAAAUAUGUAGACUUGAAGGAGAGCAUCAACAGCUUCCAGGGUGUGUUGGAUGGCAAAUACGAUGACCUUCCUGAGCAAUCAUUCUACAUGGUUGGAGGUAUCGACGAGGUUGUUGCAAAGGCAGAUAAGAUUGCUAAGGAAUCUACAUCAUAGGUUCAUAACCACACAGCGUUCCUACUAUGUUGAUCCGUUUUUUGAUAGUUGCAUAAAUCAAUAAUUUAGGAACUCUGGGCAAUGCCGAAUGAAAGAAUCUUUCAAUUUUUUUCUCUUGGUACCAAAUGUGUCAGGAUUUUCCAUUCCCAUUUCAAAUCUUUGUUGCCAAUUGUGAAAGUGAAACGGAGCCUGUGGCCCCAUGCACCCCCUUUUCUAUUUGUGCCAAUAAGGGGAAAAAGGCAAGAGAACAUGUACAUUUCUGCUGUUCUGGUUCAGAAACUUGGUUGCAUUAAUGUUGAAAACUUUAGCUGAGUUUUUUCCCA